GUUUAAGUAUUUAAAAAAUCCACUCGAAUUUUUUACCUUUCGUCGUACAAUUCGAAUCAGCACUUCGUAUGAUACUUUUUCGGUGACUUGAAUAAUUGCUCUAUGAAAUUUAACACCUGUACAGCUGUCAGAUAUUUGUUUCCAUAGCUUCGUCGGAAAGACGCAAUAUUUUUCGAUAACGAAUUCCGAAAGAACACGAGGCUCGUUCGUGUGAUGGCUGUAGAUAAAAAAAAGAAUCGAAUAGCACUGAAUACACCGUGAAAUUGAUGGCUCCGACAAAUUUCGACCAGCCACACCUAUCACUAUUCGAAUUUCAUAAAUUACUGAAAUACGAUUUAUUAGCGAUUUUCGUUCUAUCAAUUGGUGUUUCUAGAUUUUUUAUCUGUUCCUUUUAUGGCACUCAUAAGAAGGGAUAAAAGAAGAUUACAUUAGGUUUUUAUGCCCAGUUGUUGAAAAACUUUGUGCCAAGCUUCAUCAUCGCUUUAACGGUGCUUUUUUUUUCACCGAAUCUGUUUUAUUCGAAGUAAGUCGACUCGAUUAUCGUACAGAAUUUGCUUAUUUAGUGGUUCACGAAUAUUUCGCUCUCGACGCUCUCGACUGAUAUCUCAUACAGCACAGGAAUGAUAGAAACUGCUGUUCAAAUGUUCUUCUACUGACCAAACAUUGAAUAGACGUCUAAAACGUUUCCUGACGUCAAGCAGUACAAUCAUUAAUCAGAAAAAAUGUCUAAAGAACUUUUUCCUCGCAAUUUUUUUUGUUUUUGCUGUUUGAGAUAAAACGAUCGAUGUAGAAUUGAAUUUUUUCAUUUAUUUGGCAACCAAAAUUCUAUCGCGUUGUCUAAUUUAUUCAAAUUUCUAAGAAAUGGGGUCAAUGAAAAUUCUCUGUAUCGCCCUUUUGGGAUUCGCCAUCGUUCAGGCACAGUCUGGAAUAACCGAAUCUACAGGAACAACGUCGUCGACCGAAUCGGCCCCAGUUUCGUCUGAUGAUAUUGCAAACCAGCUGAAAAAAUUGAACGAAUUCACCACUAAACGUGUCCAAGGAGUCGUUGACGCCUUCUACCAAGGGGUUGCCAAGGUGCGACAAGGAUUGUCCGAUUUGAAGGCACAAGGAGUUGCGACUACAAAUAAAUUUACAACAAAGAUUAAAAAUGGAGCCAUAGAGUUGAAAAAAGAAGCGUCCGGACUGCUUCAGGAAAUCUCUUCUGCGAUGAAGUCCUUCUUCUCAGUCUUCCGCGAGAGAGGAAACAGAUUCAAUAACACCAAUCCUGAAGAGAUGAGGAUCCUCAUCUAGAUAUGAAGGAAUCUCAGGGAAAGUUGAAAAACGUAAGUUCACCAUGAAAUUUCAAUGAUUUUUGAAGUUCUCAGUGGAAAACUUACGAUAAAAAUUGAAGUUUUUUAAUUAAACCCGGAAUGAAAACUCCAAGAUCGCAGUUGCUCUAUUUCAUUUUAAACUGAUGAACGUUUACAUAUUUGGAGAAUUGAAAAUAAAAAACAAUCCACGAGUCGAACGCAUGAAUGUUCCACGGCGGAAGCGCGACAAUAUUGAGAUCUGCGUGUUUCUUGGAAAAAAAGAUGAACACACCAUAGUUAUAUGAAAAUCAAUUACGAAUGAUAAUUACGAUACGAACGGCGUCAAGCGUUCGCUCCGUUAUCGCAUACUGCGCAUAGUAAAAUUUUUCUUGUAUCAAAACAUGUUACGAAACACCAAGUGUACGAAUUCUUAAGCAAUUUAAUAAAAUGAUGAGAAGCUUCAA
This is a messenger RNA of Venturia canescens, 1753 nucleotides long. RefSeq lists its product as uncharacterized. NCBI's taxonomy places the organism in Eukaryota, Metazoa, Arthropoda, Insecta, Hymenoptera, Ichneumonidae. Bases 862 to 1290 code for a protein of 142 amino acids. The transcript is spliced from 10 exons. The record is from RefSeq and is a predicted model, not a curated record.